CCCCGGCGGGCGGAGGCCGGCUAACCCUGCCAGAAGGAUGCUGGAGAGCGGCUGUAAGGCGGUGAAGGAGGGCAUGCUGGAGAAGAGGAGCGACGGGCUGCUGCAGCUCUGGAAGAAGAAGCGCUGUAUCCUCACCGAGGAGGGGCUGCUCCUCAUCCCCCCCAAGCAUCCCCCGCCGCCACAGCAGCAGCAGCAGCAGCAACCGGCCGAGCCGGCGGCCAAGAUCAAGGAGCUUCACUUCUCCAACAUGAAGACGGUGGACUGCGUGGAGCGGAAGGGCAAGUACGUGUACUUCACGGUGGUGAUGGCCGAGGGGAAGGAGAUCGACUUUCGGUGCGCGCAGGAGCAGGGCUGGAACGCGGCGAUCACGCUGCAGAUGGUGCAGUACAAGAACCGCCAGGCCAUCCUGGCCGUGCGCUCCACCCGGCAGAAGCAGCAGCACCUGGCGGCCCCGCACGGGCCGCGCCUCCGCGGCGCCUCCAACUCCGCCUAGGCAGGCUACGGGCACGGAGCGCUUCGGAGAGGAGGCACAGAGCGCGCUCGCGGCGGAGCUGCACCAGGGCUCAGAAACCGGGCGAACGCCCGAGCUGCAGGUACACCGGAGAGAAGCGGCUCGAUAGCCCGAACCUCAGCCAGCUGCUGCUGCUGCUGCUGCUUCGCCGCCCUCGGUGCCGAGAAGCAUUUCAAAUCCAUUAUUUAUGAACCUUGGAAAGGAUCCUUUGGUGCGAUGGGACUUCUAGGAGACAUGAUGUACUGUAACUUUAUUUUAAUGUAUUUUAUUUUAUUUAUUAGGGUUGAUUUCUUUUGGUUUUGUUUUCCUUUAUAUUUUUUUAAGGCUUAUUUGCAAGACAUUUCUGAAUGUAGGCCAUAGCAAAAAAAGUAAAGGAGAAGACAAUAUGCAUGUUAGCUCCCUGAAAGAAUGGAAGAGUUCUGGGUACUUCGACUGUGUGCAGUUUGACAAAAAAGUUAUUAAUUUUUUACCCAAAAUACACUAUAUUCCACCAGCAUGGAAAAUGUGAUAUGUGUUUCAAAAUUUGGCUGAAACCCAUACAGCAUACGAAACCUAUUUUCUCUAAUGAGAGGAACAAUUAUAAUCUGGGGCUUAAAUGAUUUUUUUUUUUAAAUAUUAAACGUGGUGGAAGAUGAUAAAAAGUUAUUCAUGCUUGGCUAUUCAAAAAAGCAAUGUUGCUUGUCAUUCUGAGAUUAAAACCAAUCUGUUUAGUGUAUGAGCGGAAAGAAUCUGACCAACUUCUUUUGUGCUACAGGAGUCUGAGUUGGGUUCCAGCUGUCUGUGUGGUGUGCUUGCUCCUAGGCUGGUGGGCCGGAGCAGGGAAGUGUUCAUGAACAUUUCUUAGUGUCCAAGUUCAGGGCUCCCUCUGCACACUCAGUUUUUAAGGGAUCUGGACUCUCAAGCUGUGUUGCAUUUUCGUGGCAGUUUUUUAGUGUCUUGCAUUAAAGCAGUCCAUAGUUUAAUGUAAGUUUCAGUGUGCAAAUGGAUUAUUUUGGUCACAGUUUUCACAAGCUGAAAGUUGCUCUCUAGCUGAGAUGAACUAGAUUAAUUUUGGUGUUCAGCACUGUCAGAUGUUGAGAGAGGCGUGCCAUCUUGCCUCUAAAAACAUUGAUGAAGCCAUGAAGUUGGAAAACAAAGGGCUAACUGCACAGCUGGUGUGUGUUUCGCUGCCUCUUAAAAGUCGGUGGGAGUUUGGCUGUCGAUGCUGGUGGGAGUGGGUCGGAGCUCCGUGGCCAGUGCAGAGGAGGGAGUCGGGUGUGGGCAGCGAGCUUUCGAGGACAGGGCCCUUCUGACGAUGGGUGGCUUCACAUUGGGUGCUGCUACCACCCAGCUUCUCUGGUUUGGAUGAAAUGGGCAGGCUGCAAGCGGGACAGAGCAAUGAGACCCAUUAUCUCUGUUCCAAGGUAAAAUGUCAAAGCCAUGGAGAUAUUUAUUUUAGCUAGUGUGGUGAGGAAAAUGGCUUUUGGCCCCUUUACAAUUUACACUAAUAUAGACAAAGUCUUUUAAAGCUACACAUCCAAGGCUUUUCUUUUUGUGUAAAUGAGGUGUAACUUGACAGCAAGAGCCUUACAUUCUUGAUGCAAGCUUAUUUCUGCAAGUGUUUAAAAGAAAGUUGGAGUGAUACUCACAGGAAGAUUCUAGAAUUCGCUGCUGUGUACAUUGGUCCCUUCCUCUGCACUCUGUGAGGAGUCAGUUGAGGUCUGUGUUAGCCCUUGUCUUUUGUUCCUUCCCCCAGGUGUCAGGGUCACAUACCUAGACAAGCAAGACAUGUCAUGGUGCAGAAUCAAAGCCCUGAGCGCUUCUCUUUGACCUGGCCCUUGGCAAGGCUGUGUGAUGAACCUGAGGUGGUAGAUGACAGCUGUCCUAACAAAGUCGUUAUUUUGCCAUUAAUUGAAAUCGAAGGUGCCCCACAUCUUUGAGGAUUAGGUUCGUUGGCUUGGCAAUCAUAAUUCUCAAUUUCCACGUCUCUGUACAUCUGCCAUUGUCAUUCUGCUAACGCUUGGAUGUUAGAGCUGCGAGGGGAUUCUCUAAUGAGCUAGUCAAAGACUUACAAAAUAGACUGUAAUUUGUAAUUUGGCUCUUCUCUUUAGAGUGAUUAAGUACAGGUUACUGAGAAACUAAUCCACCUUUUCAGGUAUACAGAUGUAUUGCUGAUCUCACCUACUAAAAUGUAUUUUAGCCUACUGAAGGAUAAAUGUAACUGAUGAGAAUGAAUUCCUAUUCAAUCAGAGACACGUGUAUUUCUCUGAGAGAGGCAGUUGUUCUUGUCUUCAGUGGAUGCAAACCUCAAUGCCACAAGUCUAUGGAUGUAAUCUAAAGCUGAAUUUUACUGUUCUUCUGGAAGUACUUGUACUUGAAAGCUAAAGAUGAUCAUUUUAGUGAGAAAAUUGACAUGAAGGUAUGGGAAAAUGACUCUCAUUUUGAAUUUGCUGUUCUUUUUCACUGGUUCAAGGUCAAUACCCCACUUUUAUGUUUCUUGUUUUAUGUUGGUCUGAAGGAUGAUCUGAAAACCUUUUGGACUAAUGUAAUUUAACGAACUAUUGUUGUGUGUCAUUGCCUGCCGUGUUACCUGUUUAAAAACUUUGGUGUCAGCCAGCCUCCUAGUGUGGGAGGUGAUCACAUCCCAAAAUCUACCUUGAUACCUCCAGCCUGAGUGGGUGGGAUGGGUGUAAGGAUCAAAGUCGUGUCUCCCAGCUGUCUCCUGGAAACUGAAUGGGAACAAACUGGCUGGGGUCCCCUGGGGACAGUUGGACCGUGUGGCUCCCGCACCGUCAGUAUAAAUAAGGCUAAAUUGUCUGAUGGGGACAGUCUGACAACUUUCUCACGCCCUGAAUUCCACAGCGUGUGGGGUUUUUUGGGUUUUGGGGGUUUUUUGUUUGGGCUUUUUUUGUUUCUUGUUUUUUGGUUUUUUUCCCUUGACUGAUAGUAAUUUUAGACCAAGGAAUUGUUUGAUGUUAUAAAGGGUACUUCUGGGGUUUUUUUUCAUCUUGCCCCUCUAUUACUGCAUAGUCUUCAUUUGAAUGUCUGGAUUUAAUAAUAUCUAUUACUGCCUUGUAAGCAAUGGCUAUGAAAAUAGGUUUAGCACAUAAUUCUCCAUCUUAUUGGAGCUUUGCAAGUAAAUAAAUCAAGUUAUCCUUCCUCUUCCAGAAAAGAAAAGUCUGACAGCACAUGGCUGAAGUAAAUUCAUUAGAGAAUAAACAAAAAUGCUGGUAAAACACAUACAGGCAAAUGUUUGGUAUAGUUAGCAAAAGUGGGGACAGUCUGUUCAUAAAGAGGUCAAAAUUGCUUGUUGUAAUUUUAAAAAGUAAUCAAGGGACAGAUUCAGCAGGCUGUGGUGACCAAGACAAUUUAGGAACUGGGGGGGAAAGGAAGAUCAGGUGGAUGUUCUUUCUGUGACAUCCUGAAGUAAUUCCUCUUUUUUAAGGUUCAUGAUUUUCAAAUGCCAACUUCUGAAUUAUGGCUGCAGUGAUGUACGAAAUGUUUUCUAGCAUAUCCUCUCAUGAGCAGAAACACCAGUGUCGUCAAAAAAAAUUAUGUGUAAAUAUGACUCAUAAAUGAUUUCUGAGAGAUGUGGUUUAUUUUUCAUA
Molecule: messenger RNA, 4098 nt
Organism: Ficedula albicollis (Collared flycatcher)
Lineage: Eukaryota; Metazoa; Chordata; Aves; Passeriformes; Muscicapidae
Gene: PHLDA1
Product: pleckstrin homology like domain family A member 1
Exons: 2
Coding region: 38-493 (151 amino acids)
Biological process (GO): positive regulation of apoptotic process
Cellular component (GO): nucleus
Molecular function (GO): phosphatidylinositol phosphate binding
Source: RefSeq, a predicted model, not a curated record